UCUCAGUGCUUUCACUGCCCAGAGAUAAUAUUCACGGCGAGCAGACAUUUGCGUCAGUGUCAGAUACGUCUCAAUGCCACCCUGCCCCAGGGGCAGCGCAGUGGGCAGACAGGCUGGGCUGGCAAGUAGGAGCCCACGGCAGAGCCUCUCAAGCUGCCCCACGGCCAUGCUGCUCCUCCUGCACCUGCUGCCUGCCGUGCUGCCUGCCAGUGCCCUGGGCAGCUGCACCGGGGCUGGUGCCGACCGGCAGCUUGUCCUGGCCAAGGUGCGGGCACGGGUGCUGGAGCAUCUGAGCCCCCCAGCCAUGCAGGAGCCCCAAAAGGACAUGAGGAGGGUGCAUCGUAGAGAUGUCCUUGAAGAGGUGGAGGUGCUACCCGAAGAGCAGGAAGACACAUCCCAGGUGAUUCUCUUCCCUUCCACAGAUGUGCCGUGCGAGCCCACACAGCCAGAUAAGCUGCUGGAGGAAGAAGGCAUCUUCACUUACCUCUUCCAGCCCUCAGAGCAUGUCCUGAGCCGCACGCUGACAUCCGCCCAGCUCUGGUUCUACAGCGGCCCCUCAGCUGCUUCCAACCACUCGGCUCCCGCUGUGCUGACCCUCUCACUGCAGGGCAGGGUGCCAGUGGUGGCCACAGCAUCGCAGACACCAGAGCACUGGACGGUGUUUGACUUUGGCCCUGACGCGCUGCCCCAGCUGGCACAGCCGCUCUUCGUGCUCCUGGUGCGCUGCCCCAGCUGCCCCUGCCUGGCUGACGGGGACAAGAUGCCCUUCCUGGUGGCCACCACACGUGCCAAGGCAGCUGGACGGGCUCGCCGCUCCGCUGUGCCCUGGUCACCGGCUGCACUCAGCCUGCUGCAGCGCCCAUCAGAGGAUGUGGCCGCCCACACCAACUGCCGCCGGGCGUCCCUCAACAUCUCCUUCGAGGAGCUGGGCUGGGACAAUUGGAUUGUGCACCCCAGCAGCUUCGUUUUCCACUACUGCCACGGGAGCUGUGCCGAAGGCCAUGGGCUGAGCCACCGUCUGGGUGUGCAGCUGUGCUGCGCCGCUCUGCCUGGCACCAUGCGCUCGCUGCGCGUCCGCACCACCUCUGAUGGUGGCUACUCCUUCAAGUACGAGACAGUGCCCAACAUCCUGGCGCAGGACUGCACCUGUGUCUAGCGGCUGGCACAGCAUGGCUGAACCCAUGGGUCUCCCUGCUGCCUCUGGACUGCCCCAGUGCCAGAUGAUGAGCCCAUCCCACAGAUGGAGGAGUCACUCACAUGGGCACUGCGCAGCCCAGGGCAGGGAGAGGGACCCAGGUGGAAGUUUUGGUGGUGCCACCCUCCCUCUGACAGCCAGGGUUUCAUGGUUCCAGGCUGUGUGGGUGCUGCAGCCCUGCCCCAGGGCUGUGCCCAGCCCACAGCAUGCUAGCUGUGCCCUGCAAUGGCAGCCCAGUGCCUGGAGCCAGCUCACCUACAUAUCUCCUCCCACAAGAAAGACAAGCUGCAGCGCACAGCCACCUCCCCCUGCUCCUAGGGACAGGACAGGGACAGAUGGAUGUGCCAGGGCACGUCCACUCAGGCUCACACAGGUGGUGAGGCUGGUGGCACGCAAAGGACAGCAGAACCUGUUUGCAAGAUCAGUAAGGCAAGAUAAAUAAAACUUCUUUCUUUACAAAAGCAAUCUUAGAACACCAGUUUCCAUCAGGAACAGCCUCAGAGGCAGUGUGGUUACGGAGCGGGGUGCAAACCCAGAGGCUUUGGGCUGGAGGAGGGAGGGGAAGGGCGAGCUGCGGGCAUUCAGCAGCAUAGCAUGGUGCUCUGCAAGGGGCCCAGCUCUGCUCCAGCAUCCCAGGGAGGGGACUCGUGGAAGCGCCAAGGCUGAUCCAUCCCUGAGCAACGGGAGAGCCAGAGGGCAGCAUCUGUCCCUCCAGCUGCAUCGGGAUGGGGAGCACAGGGAAGCCCUGCUGAAUCCACAGCUGCGCAGGAAUGUGGCAAUCAGAGCAAUCCUACUCCCGCCACGCCAGCAGAGGCUGCCUUUGGCUGAAGCUGCCUCCGCACAGUUGGAAUGACUGAGUCACCCCGGGCCAA
Lagopus muta (rock ptarmigan) is the source of this 2067-nucleotide messenger RNA. RefSeq names its product inhibin subunit alpha (gene INHA). The record is from RefSeq and is a predicted model, not a curated record. Gene Ontology annotation, biological process: SMAD protein signal transduction. Bases 74 to 1156 code for a protein of 360 amino acids. Gene Ontology annotation, cellular component: extracellular region. Gene Ontology annotation, molecular function: cytokine activity; growth factor activity. Lineage: Eukaryota; Metazoa; Chordata; Aves; Galliformes; Phasianidae. The transcript is spliced from 2 exons.